Molecule: messenger RNA, 1257 nt
Organism: Rotaria sp. Silwood1
Lineage: Eukaryota; Metazoa; Rotifera; Eurotatoria; Philodinida; Philodinidae
Source: the annotation of a GenBank genome assembly
AUGAAACGAACAAUUAGUCUUUUAUGUUUCUUUGCACUUAUUAUUACAAUUGGUGCUCCACCAGUUGUUGAGAAAUCCAAUGACGAUCAACCACAACCUGAUUCAAAAGAUAAUGAGACUGCCGAUGAUGUGUUAAAUAAGCUUGAAUAUGGAAGAUAUUUGAAAGAAGUUGUUGAAAUACUUGAAAGUGAUCCAGAAUUUAAAAAGAAAAUUGAAAAUGCAUCAUUGGAUGAUAUUAAAUCAGGAAAUAUUGCUGAACAUUUAAGUCUUGUUCAACAUCAUAUACGUACACAACUUGAUGAAGCUAAACAACGAGAAAUGACUCGAUUAAAAGAUUUAGUUGGACAAAGAGUUCGUAAUUUAAAUGAAAGACAACGUAUUGCACUUGCUCGAGCUGAUCCAAAUGGGAAAAUGUUGAAAGAAUUUUUGCCUCAACAUAUUGAUCAUAAGAAUUCUGAAACAUUUGGUCAACUUGAUCUUGAACGUUUAAUUCGUCAUGCAUCAAAAGAUCUUGAUGAACUUGAUCGAAAACGUGAACAACAAUUUAAAGAAUAUGAAAUGCAAAAAGAAUAUCAACGUCGACAAAAACUUUCUAAACUUAGUAUUGAAGAACGUAAAAGAUUAGAAAAAUUACAUGAAGAAGCAUUAGAAAAAAAGAAAAAACAUCCAAAAGUAAAUCAUCCCGGUAGUGUUGAUCAAAUGGAAGAAGUAUGGGAAAAAGUUGAUAAUUUAGAUGCAGAUCAAUUUGCACCAAAAUCAUUUUUUCAAUUACAUGAUAUAAAUAGUGAUGGAUUUUUGGAUCAAGGUGAACUUGAAGCAAUUAUGUUAAAAGAGGCAGAAAAAAUACAUGAUGAAACACCAGAAGCUGAUCCAGUUGAAAAACAAGAAGAAAUGGAUCGCAUGCGUGAACAUGUUAUGAAAGAAUUCGAUAAAAAUAAUGAUCGAAUGCUUUCAUUAGAUGAAUUCAUGCUUGGUCUCAAUGGAACAAAUGCCAAAAAUGAACAGGGAUGGCAGUCAAUUGAAGACAAUGCUGUGUUCUCAAAUCAAGAAUUUCAGGACUUUUCCGAGAAAUUGGCUCCAGUAUCAACUUCAAUACCUCCUCAUCAAACUCCUUCACCGGCUAGUAUUCAACAGGCUCAAGUUCAACCUGAAGCAGCAGCUCAACGUCCACCACUGCCUGCAGUACAAGUUCCGCCUCAAGCUCAACCACCACAGCAACAACAGGCUCAUAUUCCUCGAGCACCCAAUAAUUCAUAG